This is a messenger RNA of Zootoca vivipara (common lizard), 711 nucleotides long. RefSeq names its product crystallin beta B1 (gene CRYBB1). Lineage: Eukaryota; Metazoa; Chordata; Lepidosauria; Squamata; Lacertidae. Gene Ontology annotation, biological process: visual perception; lens development in camera-type eye. Gene Ontology annotation, molecular function: structural constituent of eye lens. The record is from RefSeq and is a predicted model, not a curated record.
AUGUCUGAAAGCACAAGAACCACCCCUCCCAGCCAUGACAUGGACAGGAAGGGAAAAGACAGCCCCACCCCAUCCAACAACUCAUCCCCCGAUUCCAGCAGCCAGGGGGAAGAGUCCUCUGCGGAACCUUUCCGGAUCAUUGUGUUUGACCAAGAGAACUUCCAGGGCAAGCAGAUGGAGUUCACCAGUGCAUGUCUGAACCUGGGGGACCACGGAUUUGACCGGGUGCGCAGUGUCCUGGCAACCUCUGGACCCUGGGUGGCCUUUGAGCAGUGCAACCUGCGUGGCGAAAUGUUCAUUCUGGAGAAGGGCGAGUACCCCCGAUGGGACACCUGGUCCAGCAGCUGCCGCAGCGACUGCUUCCGCUCCCUGCGCCCCGUGAGAAUGGAGGCCCAAGAGCAGAAGAUCCUCCUCUUUGAAAGUGCCAACUUCAGGGGAAACAAGAUGGAGAUCCAGGAGGACGAUGUGCCAACUCUCUGGGCCCACGGUUUCUGUGGGCGUCUGGGCAGCGUGAAGGUGCCCAGUGGAAUCUGGGUGGGCUACCAGUACCCUGGCUAUCGGGGCUACCAGUAUCUCUUUGAGAGAGGAGACUUUGCACACUGGAACGAGUGGGCCGCCUCCCAGCCGCAGAUCCAGUCCAUCCGGCGCAUCCGUGACAUGCUGUGGGACCCCCAAGGCUGCUUCCUUCCAGCCGGGAGCCCCUCAAACUGA